Cryptomeria japonica (Japanese cedar) is the source of this 517-nucleotide messenger RNA. RefSeq names its product protein RALF-like 33. The transcript has a single exon. Lineage: Eukaryota; Viridiplantae; Streptophyta; Pinopsida; Cupressales; Cupressaceae. The record is from RefSeq and is a predicted model, not a curated record. Bases 60 to 446 code for a protein of 128 amino acids.
CCCACUAAACUUCCUCUAAACAAACUUCUUGUUUACGUUGCAGUUUCUUGGCGAGGAAGAUGGUCGUGGUCGCGGGUUCGAAGCCGUGCGUGUGCGUAGUGCUGUUGCUAAUGCUUUUAAUGGCGGAUGUGGAGAAAUCUGCAGGUUCUACAGCCGUUAUGUGGGGAGACGAAGACGCCAUGGAAAUUUCAUCUUUUUAUUCGAAGAAUAGUUGCGAUGGAUCGAUCGGGGACUGUUUUACUGAUGAAGAAAUGCUCAUGGAUUCGGAAAUUAACAGAAGAAUUUUGGCCGCCACGCAGCACAUAAGCUAUGGAGCUUUGAAAGGAGACAGUGUGCCGUGCAGCAAGAAAGGCACUUCUUAUUAUAACUGCGGGGAGUCUGGGGAGGCAAAUCCUUACAAGCGCCCCUGCACUAUGAUUACUCGCUGUGCAAGGGAUACAGGCUGAGGGUUUCUUCUAUUUCUUCAUUUUCUGUUCGUAAGCUAAUAAAAUCAUGGGGAGAAUUCCUCUUUUUCUUU